AUGAUACAGGUAGAAACCCCCACCUCGGGGGGAUCUACGCCUCCUGCCCGAAACAAAGAAAGGUCCACCGACUCCGCCUCGGCGGGUCCAUCCUCUCCUCCCCGGUCUCCGCGCUCCUCUAUCCGCUCUCAGCUCCCAGAGUCACUACCGACCGAUGCUUCGGACUCAGCAACUAUCCAGAAGCAUCUGGACAAACAUCGCCGGUCGUCCUUGCUGGGCAAGAAAAAGUCUUCUUCCCGCCUGAAGAAGGAAGCGUCCGAGGCGGCCGCAUGGCAUGAGCAGAUGAACGAUGUGGAUGAGGAGGUGGAGCAGGAGGUAGUAGAGAGGAGUGUGGCGUUUGAUAUGGAGGAGCUGAGGCGGACGAUGCCGGAGGCGGUGAAGAUGUUGAGGGAUGGGGAGGAGUGGGAGGGGAUGGAUCUGGAUGAUGGGCUAGAGGGAGGUUUCGCUUGGGACGUCAUGUUUGAGAACCAGCGGGGUAUACACUUUCUUGGUAAAGCCUACUUUACGUCCAACUCGCUUCUCCCCUCCGACCCAUCUCAGUAUACCCUUCCCGGCAAGCCCAUCCCGACCGCCUCGUCCAUGACCAUCUCCACCUCGGGCCCAUCGGAGGGUCCGAACCACGCCCUCCGUCCCGCUCAGCCCGCCGUCAAGACCUCGCGCUUGCCCCGAAGACUGCACCCGUCCAAGCCAGGGACGUACGACCCAAAUUACGGCGAGCACCAUAUCAACCUCAGUGCAGAACACCGGAACAUCAAGACGGCGUACUCGCUCACGACGUACCAGUGCCCCGGGCCGCAGUGGGAGUGGGUGACGCCCUGGAUGAUCAAUAUGAAAGUGGGGACGGAUGAGGAUGGCUGGAGGUAUAAUGCGUGGUUCAAGCAGAAAGGGUGGAGGAAUCAUGCGGGUCCGGCGGGGUGGUGGGGAUGGGUCAGGAGGAGAGAGUGGGUCAGGCUGAGGACGGUGAGGCCGAUGGGGCAUGGGGAGGAGAGAGAAGUCGAUGAGACAGGGCAAGGGGAGGGCAAGGCGGACGGAAAGGGGACAUCCAAGCGGGAAGCGAGGCUGGAUAUGGAGAAGGUCUUGAUGCAGGCCAAAAAAGACGAUGGUCCUGGCGCUGUCCUACACGCUAUGAGCUCAAUAUUGCUCGAUAGGGAGAAGCUGGCAUGGUGGACGGCGGGCCUGAACAAGGCGGAUGGGAGGGAGGAGGUCCGUCACAGGAUACAAGAGUUGCUCGAUGACGAAGAUAUCGUGAGUUGUCAAUAUCCCUCCCUGACCUGA
This is a messenger RNA of Dioszegia hungarica, 1275 nucleotides long. RefSeq lists its product as uncharacterized. Bases 1 to 1275 code for a protein of 424 amino acids. NCBI's taxonomy places the organism in Eukaryota, Fungi, Basidiomycota, Tremellomycetes, Tremellales, Bulleribasidiaceae. The transcript has 2 exons. The record is from RefSeq and is a predicted model, not a curated record.